UUCAGUGGCGCCCACAAGGCGCUCUUCAAGCAGGCAAUGCGCCACUGGGAGAACUUCACGUGCAUCAAGUUUGUGGAGCGUGAUCCCAAGCUGCACUCCAACUACAUUUACUUUACGAUAAAGAGCUGCGGAUGCUGCUCGUUUCUGGGCAAGAAUGGCAGUGGAAGACAACCCAUCUCCAUUGGGCGCAACUGUGAAAAGUUUGGCAUCAUCAUCCAUGAGCUGGGCCACACGAUCGGGUUUCAUCAUGAGCACGCUCGCGUAGAUCGGGACAAGCACAUCAUUAUCGACAAGGCGAACAUAAUGCGUGGUCAGGCAUAUAACUUUGAUGUACUCUCGCCGGAGGAGUUCGAUGAGCCGCUGCUGCCCUACGACUACAACUCCAUAAUGCACUAUGCUAAGAACUCCUUCUCGAAGAGCCCGUAUCUGGACACAAUCACGCCCAUCGGCAUACCGGCCGGCAUGCACAUCGAGUUGGGACAGCGACGUCGUCUCAGCCGCGGCGACAUCCUACAGGCGAAUCUGCUCUACAAGUGUGCGGCCUGUGGACGCACUUAUCAGCAGAACUCCGGCCAGAUUGUUGCUCCCCAUUAUGCCUAUGCGGGCAAUGGAUUGCUCACCGAGUUCGAAGGCAGUGGAGAUGCCGAAGAGGAGGCGCUCAGUGGCGGAGCAGCUGCUUCGCUCACCGUCUGCGAGUGGCGCAUAACGGCCACAAAUGGCGAACGGAUCAUUCUGCAUCUGCAGGAGCUGCAACUGCUACACACACAGAAUUGCAGCCAAGACUAUCUGGAGAUUCGCGAUGGCUACUGGCACCGAUCGCCGCUAGUGCGUCGCCUUUGCGGCAGCAUAAGCGGGGAGGUGAUCACCACCGAAACGAGUCGCAUGCUCAUCAGCUAUGUCAAUCGCAAUGCUGCACUCGGCUACAGAGGAUUCAAGUCACGUUUCGAGGUGGUCUGCGGUGGAGAUGUAUUCUUGAGCAAGGCUAGGUCAAUUGAUUCACCCAAUUAUCCGCUUGAAUAUACGGCCAACAAGGAGUGCAUUUGGCGCAUUACCGCACCCACUCACCACCAAGUGGCGCUUAAGUUUCAGUCCUUUGAGCUGGAAAAGCACGAUGGCUGCAUCUAUGAUUAUAUUGAAAUUCGCGAUGGCAGUCGCAGUGACUCCAAGCUAAUUGGACGCUUCUGUGGCGACAAAUUGCCACCAAACAUCAAGACACAUAGCAAUCAGAUGUACAUCAAGUUCGUGUCGGAUGGCUCCGUGCAGAAACUGGGCUUCUCCGCCGCCCUCAUGCUGGACGUGGACGAGUGCAAGUUUAUGCAGCACGGCUGCCAGCACAUCUGCAUCAAUACCUUGGGCAGCUAUCAGUGUGGCUGUCACGCCGGCUACGAACUCCAGGCCAAUGGCAAAACCUGCGAAGACGCGUGUGGUGGCAUUGUAGAUGCUACAAAAUCAAAUGGCACUCUCUACUCGCCCUCGUAUCCCGAUCUAUAUCCAAAUGCCAAAGAAUGUGUAUGGGAGGUUGUGGCUGCAGCACAUCAUGCCGUCUUCCUCAACUUUUCACACUUUGAUCUGGAGGGCACCAAACUGCAGUACACCAAAUGCAGCUAUGAUUAUCUGGUCAUCUACUCAAAGAUGCACGAUAAUCGCCUCAAAAAGAUUGGCAUUUUCUGUGGCAAUGAGCUGCCCCCCAUUGUCAACUCGGAGCAGAACAUCCUCCGCCUCGAAUUCCACUCGGAUCGAACAGUGCAACGCACCGGCUUUGUUGCCCAGUUUACCAUAGAUGAGGACGAGUGUGCGGUGAAUAAUGGAGGAUGUCAGCACAAAUGCAGGAACACGUACGGCGCUUAUUUGUGCAGCUGCCGGAAUGGUUAUACACUGGAUAAGAACGGGCUCAACUGCACGGAGACCAAGUGCAAAUUCGAAAUAACCUCUUCGUAUGGGGUGCUCCAGAGUCCCAACUAUCCCAACGAUUAUGCGCGCAACAUUUAUUGCUACUGGCACUUUCACACUGUGCUGGGACAUCGCAUCCAGUUGACCUUCCAUGACUUUGACGUGGAGAGCCAUCAGGAGUGUAUCUAUGAUUAUGUGGCCAUUUACGACGGUCGUUCUGAGAAUAGCUCUACGCUGGGCAUCUAUUGUGGCGGCCGGGAACCCUAUGCGGUGAUUGCCUCCACCAACGAGAUGUUCAUGGUGCUCAAAACGGAUGCAGGCCUGCAGCGCAAGGGUUUUAAGGCGAGAUUCGUGUCCGAGUGCGGUGGCUAUCUGCGUGCCACGAAUCACUCUCAGAUCUUCUACUCACAUCCGCGUUAUGGCAGUAUCAACUACAAUCACAACAUGUACUGCGAUUGGCGCAUCGAGGCAGAUCCGGAUAGCAGUGUGAAGAUCAAGUUUUUGCGCUUCGAAGUUGAGUACUCAGAACGAUGUGAUUAUGAUUUUCUUGAAGUCACCGAGGAGGGCAACGCCAUGAAUACAAUUCACGGCCGAUUUUGUGGCAAACGGAAAUCGUUGAUUAUUGUUUCCAACUCGGACUCGCUGCUCUUAAAGUUCCAAACGGACGAGAGCAACUCGUUGCGCGGAUUCGCCAUCUCUUUCAUGGCCGUCGACCCGCCAGAUGAUGAUGCUGGCGAAGAUUUCGAUGCAGUAACUCCUUUUCCUGGUUAUCUUAAGAAUAUGUAUGCAGAGACGGCGGCGGCCGGUGAUGACCAGCAAAUGCAGCUUUCACGUAUUUUGCCACCCAGCAAUCUAAUGUAACGUGUAAUUAUGCUUUAUAGUUUUUUAUUGUUGGCAUUGUAAAUAAAU
This is a messenger RNA of Drosophila grimshawi, 2799 nucleotides long. RefSeq names its product dorsal-ventral patterning protein tolloid. NCBI's taxonomy places the organism in Eukaryota, Metazoa, Arthropoda, Insecta, Diptera, Drosophilidae. The transcript has 6 exons. Gene Ontology annotation, molecular function: zinc ion binding; serine-type endopeptidase activity; calcium ion binding. The record is from RefSeq and is a predicted model, not a curated record. Gene Ontology annotation, biological process: proteolysis. The coding region runs from base 37 to 2751 and encodes 904 amino acids.